Messenger RNA from Ixodes scapularis (black-legged tick), 1056 nucleotides. RefSeq lists its product as uncharacterized. Lineage: Eukaryota; Metazoa; Arthropoda; Arachnida; Ixodida; Ixodidae. The record is from RefSeq and is a predicted model, not a curated record. The coding region runs from base 1 to 537 and encodes 178 amino acids. The transcript is spliced from 3 exons.
AUGGGUGACCUUGACACGACGCGUAAACCGCGUCCAGCCGGCAAAACCUGUUCUGUGGUAGCUUGCAAAAACUGCAGUGGCGAUAUCAAAGUAUGGAACCACGCUGUAUGCUCUGAGCAUGCUCCACUGACUCACAUGGACUGCCCAUGCUUGGUGCCAUUUUCCAUGCAUCGGUUCCCGAACGGAAAGCAGAAUGAAGAUCGACGUCGCAAGUGGUUGGCGAAUUUGAACCGUAAGAACUUCCAUCCCGGCAAAACUGCAAUGGUUUGUUCAAUCCAUUUUCCGGACGGAAGGCCGACCUCAAUGAACCCAUACCCGACUCAACAUCUGGGAAAGACAAACAUGAGAGUGCCACACAAGGGUGGGAUAAAGGCGGCGAGCUGCUCAACCCAACGCAUCGUGUCCACUGUAAAGCCACCAUCCAGUCUUGUCGUAAAGCAAGAACCAAUGGAGCCCACUGUUAGUCCGACUCCGUCACCUUCCGCCCUGGAUAGCGACAGCGCUGUUCAAGAUCACGAUACCUUGCUGGGGAUCUAAAACGUGCAUCGACACACACAGGUUUACUGCUAACAUUGUUGGUCCGACUACAAAAAAAAAGAAAAGAAGAGCAAUGAGUGCCGUAUGAGAAAACUCUGCGGUUGUUAUCGUGACACCUGAAGUUUUAUAGUUGAGGCUGCGCAAUUAACCUUCACGAUGUACGAAAGCCUUCCCUACAAACAGUCUCGUGGUUUUACAAUGCUGACCAAACCUUCAUUUGAGGAAUAUCUGUGCAUAGCAACUUCUCUUGUGAACUCAUCACUUCAGAUGCCCGUCAAAGAUAAAAUCCUGCUCACCUUGAUGCGGCUUCGCAAGGGCUUGCUGCCCGCAGACUUGGCAUUUCAUUCUGACGUGUCGACUGCUUUAGUCAGCUUCAUCUUUUCCUUUUGGAUCCCCCAUGUGGCCCAGCUGUCCAGAAUGCAUAUAUGCUUUGCAGCAGCUGUGCAUGGGCGCUGCCAUAACCAACACUCAAUUGUUGUUUCCUCUUAUUGCGUUUACUUCACUUCAUCAUCACCACAG